Molecule: messenger RNA, 934 nt
Organism: Ruditapes philippinarum (Manila clam)
Lineage: Eukaryota; Metazoa; Mollusca; Bivalvia; Venerida; Veneridae
Product: pseudouridylate synthase RPUSD2-like
Exons: 7
Biological process (GO): pseudouridine synthesis
Molecular function (GO): pseudouridine synthase activity; RNA binding
Source: RefSeq, a predicted model, not a curated record
UAACAAUAUGGCAGCGCCCAUGUGAACGUGAUGAUUUUACAAAGAACAUCUUUAAAUUUACGUAAUAUUCCAACAUUACACGUCACAAGAAUGUCUUCUGAGAGUAUAAAUGUAAAACAACGGAAGAAAGACUACGAGGAGGGAAUAUCCCUCCGAGCACAGAGAAGGAAACGAGCAUUUGUUUUAUACAGCAAGCAACAUAAAGAUGAUAAAGUAUGGAAAACCUCUGCGGACUUGGAACGUGAAACCUCAUACUAUAUAGAAAAUGGUUUGAGAAAAGUGUACCCAUAUUAUUACUCGUUUGGUAGUUUCAUCAAGGGGAGGUGGAUAGGAAAAACUGUAAUGGAAGUUUAUAAAUCAGAAUUUUAUACGUCCGGAGUUGAUCCUGUAAAAGAGUUUGAUAAUGGAAAUUUAACUGUGAAUGGGAAGAAAGUUCCUGUAGACUUUGUUCUAAAAAAUGGUAUGAGGAUGGAGCAUAGAUGUCACAGACAUGAGAUGCCAGUGUUAGACGUACCUAUAGAUAUAAUUGAUGAUACAGAAGAACUUGUUGUUGUCAAUAAACCAGCCUCGAUCCCGGUUCACCCGUGUGGUAGAUACAGAUACAACUCCAUCACUAUGCUGCUCAAAUAUGAAUAUGGAUAUGACAAUCUCAGGAAUCUGUAUAGGCUUGACAGACUUACCUCAGGGGUGUUGAUAUUUCCUAAAACCACAUCGGUGUCAAAGAAAUUAGAGAAACAGUUACAGGAUAAAGAACUACACAAAGAAUAUGUCUGUAGAGUGGUAGGAAAAUUUCCUGAUGGGGAAGUUGUAUGUAAUGAGCCUUUAGGCAGUAUGUCUUUAUCAAUAGCUUUAUGUAAAGUGGAUCCAAAUGGAAAGGAAAGUUCAACAACCUUUACAAGACUAAGUUAUAACGGGAAAACAAGCGUUGUUAAAU